AUGCUGGAGCACAUCCCCAAAACGAAGGACGAGUUGCUUCAGGAGAUGGAUGUGCUGGCAGCUUCACUGACGGCUGGUUUAGAUGCUUCGCCCGGUGAAGACCGGGCAGAGGGCGAUCUCGAAGCGGAGGCUUUGUUACCGGCAAGCACUUCGAGUCCACCUUCGGAGGCAACCAUUUUCCUCGAGCACGUUCCAAAGUCGCAGGACGAGCUGCAUGCUGAGAUGAAUGUGCUGGCUGCCUCGCUGACGGCGGGUCUGGCAGAUCUUCCUAGCAAGAACCAGGUGGAGGACGAUGCCGCAGAGGUGGCCACCCUGGCCCCCGAGCAGGAGGAGAUGGAGGAAAUGCAGGCGCUU
This is a messenger RNA of Symbiodinium sp. CCMP2456, 354 nucleotides long. The record is from the annotation of a GenBank genome assembly. NCBI's taxonomy places the organism in Eukaryota, Dinophyceae, Suessiales, Symbiodiniaceae.